Molecule: messenger RNA, 6130 nt
Organism: Amblyraja radiata (thorny skate)
Lineage: Eukaryota; Metazoa; Chordata; Chondrichthyes; Rajiformes; Rajidae
Gene: col6a1
Product: collagen, type VI, alpha 1
Exons: 35
Coding region: 236-3259 (1007 amino acids)
Source: RefSeq, a predicted model, not a curated record
GUUGGCAGCUGUACAGCUGUCAGCACAACUGCAUGGAGAUCACAUACUUUUAGCUCAUUCUGAUUGCUGGCUGGCUGGCUGCUCAGGGCCAGCCUACUUCACACUUGGUCUCUGUCUGAAGCAGAGACGAAGGCUUCUGCUCCUCUGCUUCCCUCUCCCUGCCCGUUCCUCUGUUAAGGUUCUUGCUCAGAAUCAGUGUGCUCAGCACAAGAGCUCCACUACAGAAGUGGAAGCCAUGGCUGUAAAGAUAUUAUUCCUCCUUGUCUCACUCUGUUGCACAUGGAACUCUCUCCUCGCACAGAACGGUGCACAUUUUUCAGAUUGCCCUGUCGAUCUAUACUUUGUGUUGGACACAUCCGAAAGUGUCGCUUUAAGAAGGCAGCCCUAUAAAGACCUUGUAGAACUUGCGAAGAGCUUCACUAUACGUUUCGUCCAGAGAUUGAACAACUGGUACUAUCAGUGUGACCAGACACUGGAAUGGAAUUCCGGUGCACUUCACUACAGUGACGAGGUGAGGAAGAUAUACACCCUCAAUCGUAUGAACCAGAGAGGAAAGGAGGACAUGAUCAACAGCAUCCGGCUGGUGGAAUACAUCGGCAAAGGCACCCAUACAGACUGCGCCAUUCGUAAGGGAACAGAAGAACUUCUAAUGGGUGGCUCUCAUCACCGAGAGAACAAGUACAUGAUCGUAGUAACAGACGGACAUCCAAUCGAAGGGUACAAGGAACCAUGCGGAGGAUUGGAGAGUGCCGCAACCGAUGCAACGAACCAGGGCAUAAAGAUCUUUGCUGUCGCUAUAUCUCCAGAUGAGCAAGCAACAAGGUUGAAGCAUAUUGCCUCUGACAGAUAUCGUCAGAAUUACACAGCAACUAGUCUCAAAGAUUCUGAUGUGAAUGACACAAUCAACCACAUUCUUCAAACAAUUUACAGUGAAGUGGAGCCUGUGUGUUGCUCCUUUGAGUGUCAGCCACUGACAGGAUCAGAUGGAAUUCUUGGUAGCCCAGGAGAACAGGGUUCAAAUGGACGACGGGGUCCCCACGGCUCGAUGGGACCACCAGGUUCUCCAGGCAUGAUUGGUGAAAUUGGACCAGCUGGUCACCCGGGUAUGAAGGGUGACAAGGGAGGGCGUGGCAUUAAGGGUGACAGAGGAUUCAAAGGAGGCAAGGGAUCAAAGGGGUAUCCUGGAAAAGAUGGAUUGGAUGGAGAUAAGGGUGAAGCUGGAUAUGACGGCCUUCCAGGUUGCAUUGGGUCUCCUGGACAUCCUGGCGGACUUGGAUCUCAAGGCCUCAAAGGAGAUCAAGGUCCAUUUGGAACAAAGGGAACGAAGGGUGAUGCCGGCUUAGACGGAGAACCAGGACGAAGUGGACCGGUGGGGGAAACAGGAGAUAAGGGCAGUCUUGGCGGUCGAGGAAGUGCCGGAGAUGCUGGAGAAAGAGGUGAUGACGGACUUCCAGGAAAUGAUGGAGGCAAAGGUGAUGAGGGUCCUCUCGGUGAGCCAGGAUUACCCGGACCUCCGGGUACAAGAGGAAUCAAGGGAUCCAAGGGAGCAGUUGGGCCCGAGGGUCAACCAGGACACGAGGGUCCUCCUGGACUGAGUGGAGUGCCGGGAGAGUCUGGCCAGCCUGGACCCAGGGGAUUCAAAGGAGACAUGGGACCUCCAGGACAAGAGGGGAUCAGAGGACCAAUUGGGCCACAGGGAUACCCUGGAGACGCAGGCCCAAUGGGUGAAAUGGGAGAACAUGGAAGCCCAGGAAAUGGAUCCAGGGGCCCACCCGGAUUCCCCGGAAUUCCAGGGCCGCAAGGAUUGCGUGGAUCCAACGGAACAGAAGGCUUCCCUGGUCCCAAAGGCGAUGAUGGUGAAUCAGGAGACCCAGGGUUUGAUAAUUCUAUUCCAGGAGAACAAGGUCGCAAAGGGGCCAAGGGUUACAGAGGAUCCGAGGGCAAAGAGGGACCCUCAGGUCCCCCAGGACCACCAGGACCCUCUGAAUGCGAAAUAUUGGAUAUCGUUAAGCGUAUGUGCUCUUGCUGUGAAUGUAAGUGUGGGCCCAUUGAUCUCCUGUUUGUGGUGGACAGCUCAGAAAGUAUCGGUGAUGAAAACUUCAAGCUGUCCAAGCAGUUUAUACUCACUGUGAUUGAAAGACUGAGCAAAGAUGAAAAGAUCAAGUUCGAUGGCAAAGAAUCCAAUAUUGGAGUUGUGCAGUAUAGUCACGCUGGAACAGAAGAACUGGUCUCAAUGAAGGAUGCCAACAUAACCUCACUGGCUGAGUUGAAACUCGCAAUUAAAAACCUCAAGUGGAUUGCGGGAGGAACAUUCACCGGUUCGGCACUGGACUGGUCGAAGACUGCUUUCAAAGGAUCACUUGCCCAAGCACGAGUGGUUCUGGUGCUAACAGAUGGACACACAGAUAGUCGGAGAGAUUUGAAACCAUUGACAUCACUUUGCAAUGUGGCCAACGUGGUCUCAGUCGGCGUGAGCGACAUCUUCCGCAGCAAACCAGGCUCGGAGAACCUGGACCUGAUCUCCUGCCACAAUUCCCGGACUCCUGGCCUGAGUCUGCAGCGCAGCACAUUCACGGCUCUGCUGGAGAAUACAUUCCUUGAAAACGUCACUGCUUUCAUCUGCAAAGACAAGAAGUGCCCAGACUAUUCCUGCCCCAUUCAAUUCAACGCCUCAACCGACAUCACCUUCCUGAUUGACAGUUCCACCAGUGUCGGGAGCAAAAACUUUGAAACCACCAAGUCUUUUACCAAGCGACUGGCAGAGCGCUUCCUCGGCGCCAAGGUUAGACCUAAUGUUGCAGUGCGGGUCUCGGUGGUUCAGUACAGUAAAAGAUAUGUGACUGUGGCCGAGUUCUCCAACAACUACACGGAAGUAUCCGGGAGCAUAGCCAAGAUGGAGUUUAUGAAUGACGCCACUGACGUGGGUUCUGCUCUGAAACACGUAAUUGAUGUCCACGUGGGAAACCGCAACAACGCCAAGAGAAAAGUCCUUUUGUUCACGGACGGCCGAUCCCAAGGGGACCUGGUGCAUACCAUAGAGCGGCAGGCACAAUCAGCAAAAUCAAACAAGAUCGCCGUGUACGCCAUUGCUGUGGGUGACCAGAUCAACGAGAACAAUCUCCGAGCUUUAGUAGCCGGCAAAGCAACUGACUACGAUGUAGAUCGCAGUGCACGCUACCUCUACAGGGUAAAGGACUACCCCUCUCUUUUGAAAGGUGUAUUUUAUCAAACUGUUAGCAAACAAAUGUCACUUGAUUAACAAUGAAGACAUUUCUAAGCCCUCUAAGCUCUCUUAUUUUACGCAUAUAAAGUGGUUACUUUGUUUGGGAAUUUGCUUUCUUGAGAUUUGUAUUCUUUUCAAAGAGUAUUUUCAUUCAAGAGUGUUCCUCCCCCACGCCGUCCCUUCACCCUGUGAACUUGCUAUCAUACCCACCGCUUUGCCCUAUACCUGUACCUCUGACUCCUUCCUAUUGUCAGUGAUACUAGGAACACUUUGCCUUCCUGCUCUAGCUCUAGGUUCAGGCAGCAAGAGGCACAAGCUUCCAAGGUUAAAAUGAGCCAGGAUGCUUUCAGAGCCCGAGUAAGCUGCCUCUUGGUCUCUGUGAGAAGGAACAACAAGGCAUGAUAGUCAGCCUGUAGCAGAGUCCCGACCCAAAACAUCACCCAUCCUUUUACUCCAGAGAUGCUGCCUGACCCACUGAGUUACUCCAGCAAUUUGUGUCUAUCUUCGGUAAAUACCAGCAUCUACAGUUCCUUUCUACACAGGUAUGAAUUGGCUAUUGUUUCACCAAUUUUCUGGACGUUAAAUAGGGUGGUACAAAAUGAGCGAUGACCCAACACACCAAAGAGAUCUGACAACUAAUAUUGACAUGGGUUCAUUUUCAGCCAUCAACGACAGUCCGAGAAUCCUUUUGUCCAACAGUUAAGGGCUGAAGGGUUAUUCUAGAACAUCUCAGGGACACUGGGCUACCCGACUGAGUGAGCAGCUGGUGUGGCCCACACACAGGCAUGGUCAGGCCUUCUCUCUGAUCACAACCAAAGGUGCUCCCUGGCCCACACCGCUGUUCCCUAAGCAUUACAGAUACAGAUUAUAUGACGAGGGUGAACCAGUCCAAAUUAUCACCUAUGGACUGGAGUCACUCACACCCUCAGUCUGACCAUGGAUCCAGGCACAGUCACACUCUCAGUCUGACAUGGACUGGGCACAGUCACACUCUCAGUCUGACACGGACUGGGCUCAGUCACAAACUGCGGCUCAGUUACAGACCAGGCCCAGCCAUGAUGUGGGUCCAAUGCAUGCCUCCCCUCUUCAGGCAGUUCUCACGCCUGCCCUGUGGCCUUUAUGUCCAGGAUUUGAUCACCAAAGGUUGUGCUCCUGAGUGCAGUGGGGGGGAAACAGUUUGGACCCCUGCAGCCAUCGUUUGAUGCAAUUAUGACUUUAUGAGUCAGUUUGCUCCUGAUUCCCAAAUUAUUAGCAGGGGGCUCAAGGCUUUGCUUUCUCGCUCUACUGAUGGUUUUAUUCCUUUCGCAGCCUCCACAGGACCCGCUAACUUUUUUUGCGACUAUACUGUACAAUUGGAGUUAGUUCAUUUUAGGGCAAGGCAAUUACAGGUGAUCAAUAGCUGGGAAAAUUGACAGGGGGCACUUAUGUCCUCAAUGGAAAAGGAGCAUGUCAGCAGCUGCUCCACUCGAUUGCCAAUUCCACUAGAUCACCAUCUCCACCAGAUCACUAGCUCCACUCGAUUGCCAACGAUCCAUGCUUAGCAGCAACCUGGAGAAAUAUCGCUGGCUGAAUAUGUUCCCAUAAUGGUUAAAAUCUGGGAUUGAGCUGGUGAUCAGAUUUUCCACUGUGCUGUCUGCCAUGAGUCAGCUGACCCAAUAAUUCAAGCCAUAUCACCUAAAGUCCUGUCGAAUGGUAGCAUUGAAUGAGGAUGAUGGAUAUGGGUGGGAGAGAAUGUAUCUUGUUGUGUUUUAUGAUUGUUGGCAGACCAAUUUCCCUCCUGGGGUAAAUAAAGUUCUAUCGUAUCAUCAAGGGAGAGGGUCACUGUCACAGACUCUAUUUAAAGAGACAGCUUCAUGAUCAUGGCUGCCGCAAAACUGUUUCUAGUCCACUAAUGGAUCUAAAUACUUUGUCCUAAGUACUUGGCAGUAAUAUAAAAAUGUGGAUUUCCAAUAAAACAGUGUGGAUUGAUAUUCUAGCACUGAUACUUUGAAGGAGGUUUAAAGCAGCUGUGACUGAUAACUGUUGCAACUUGUACACUAAUAUGUACAUCAGUAUAUCUUCCCAAACAUUGGGUGGCAAAAUUGGAUCGGGUUCGUUCCAAUGCUCCGUUGCUUAAGAAAUCGGUCCUCUCUUUUUUUUAACCAAAGACCAUUCGGCGUGGAGUGAGUUAAAGUCAUUGGAAGAGAUAGUUGAAGUCAGGAUUAAAGGAAAAUUGGAUGUACAUAAAAGGACAUCAAGUUGGUUCUUCCAAAGGGAGAAGGGAUUAAGUGAUUUAAUGAACGGGAGGUUAGUUGGGGAUAAUUUGUGGAAGGACUACUUGAUGGUUUAGAAACCAAAGUCGUUGCAGAUGGCUGUUGCUAGAUAUAAUUACAGAGUGUGAUACAUGGGCUGUGAACCUGUCCUCAUCCUGAUUAUUUGUGGAUGAUCAUGGCUUCAAGAGACAAUAACUCAAUUACAACAAAGAUGUUAGAUUAAUGGGUCCUGCUGGAUGGAUAAUACCACAAGGAAUGAAUCUCGGCAAAUGCUUUGGAAGUUCUAUCCAUACCGAGACCUAAUCAUUCAAUAUUUUAUUUUAAUGAGCAAACUGUGUUAUGAUCAGCAAGUAACCACCUUGAAUGUAAAUAAAUGUUACUUUGAAGUAAUCUUAUAUUGGUGCUAUGAACAUAGAGGGCUACACAAAACUAAACCUACAACACUUUACUUUUUGGACCAUGUGUGAGGUAAAAACCUGCUUUAAUCUAAUCUGUAUUUGGCAGAACUCAUUUUGUAUUUGUAAAAUAUUAACAUUUUUUUACGGGGCCGGUAUCAUGUUUGCAGUCACAUUUGUAAUGAAACAGUAGGAUAUCAUAUACAGAUUGGGUUAUAAAUGUUAAAUAAAGAAUUUCAUGUGCACUGCCAGUACUUGAA